Molecule: messenger RNA, 1456 nt
Organism: Cylicocyclus nassatus
Lineage: Eukaryota; Metazoa; Nematoda; Chromadorea; Rhabditida; Strongylidae
Source: the annotation of a GenBank genome assembly
UUCACCGUUGACAUUUUCUACAGACCUUGCUCUAACUUACACAUUCCCAACCGCUACAGCUUCGGUAGACGUCUGAAGAAGCGUCACCAGAAGGGUGGGCGGUGCAGUCGUCAUAUCUGGUCGGAUGGACGUGUGGCGUGCGGAUCGUUGGCUGCCGAGAGGUGUUGACUGGCACCAACUGCCCACCAAUUCCUCUGAUCUGAUCUAUCCUCUGUACUUUGCUGUGCCUUUACUUGUAUUCAGGAUAAUCUAUGAAUCCCUAAUUGGCGUUCCUCUCGGCUUUGUUUUGGGUUACUACGGCAACGUUUCACUUUCUACUGCGAUCUACGACCACCUUACUGGUGGGUUUGCUCAGCAGACCCGUGUUAAGCGAAUUCUAGAGUGCUUUUGGCGCUUUAGCUACUAUACCUUUGCUUUCAUCUAUGGCUGUGUUAUACUCUGGGAUAAGCCGUGGUUAUGGGAUGUGAAGCAGUGCUGGAUUGGCUAUCCAUAUCACGAAGUUGAGAGUAGCGUAUGGUGGUAUUACAUGAUUGAGGCCUCAUUUUACUAUUCCCUUUUGAUUGCCUCUGUCUUUGAUGUCAAACGCACUGAUUUUUGGCAACUUAUUAUCCAUCACUUCGUUACCAUCGGCCUGCUCUCCAGUAGUUUCCUUAUUAAUUUUGUUAGAGUAGGAACUCUUGUGCUGAUCUCGCAUGACGUAGCAGAUAUCUUGCUAGAAUUUGGCAAGCUCACUCGUUAUGAUCGAAAUCUCAAACCACUUACCAAUGCUUGCUUUGUUGUGUUCUUAACUGGGUGGAUGGUUACUCGACUUGGUUACUAUCCUCUGGUGUUGGUACGCUCUGCUUUAUUUGAAGCUGCUCCGCUAAUACAACCUGAUUAUAAUUUGCUCGAUCUCACUCAAGUGCCAUACGCUCCACGCAUCAUCAUCAUUUUGCUGUUCAUACUCCUAGUACUCCAUGUCUUUUGGACUGUUAUUAUCUUGAAAAUUGUUAUCAAGACUGUCACUCAAGGCGAAGCUGGUGACUUAAGGUCCGAUUCGGAGUACUCCGACGUAGAUGAGAAGGAAAAUCUGGUGAAGCAAAAUGGAAAGCGAGUUUUCACCAAGCGAUCAUCGAAGCGAAGCAUCGAUGACAGUGAUACCGAUGAACCUUUGCAAAACGGCAUGAAGUAUAGGAGACCAAGGCGAGAAUGACUGCUGGAUCAUUCCAAAAUUGGUUGCUCAUCCAUAGUUGCUGCAAUAUUAUGUCAAUGACCUCAUUUUGAUCACUUCAUUAUUAUUCUAAUCACUUUGCUACUAUAUACAUCUUUCGACAACUUUUUUUUUUGAGUUAUGGGUGUGAUUCAGUGUCGCGUUUGUCUGUCAUUGAGGUUCCCGUAGAUACCACCGCUCGCGAGCUCAGCGCUGCCUUCUGCUUUUUUAACACGUACCUCAAGCAAUCGAUUCGAAUACUCAAAC